Molecule: messenger RNA, 3050 nt
Organism: Cuscuta europaea
Lineage: Eukaryota; Viridiplantae; Streptophyta; Magnoliopsida; Solanales; Convolvulaceae
Source: the annotation of a GenBank genome assembly
AAAAAGAAGAAAUUAGAACAACAAAAAAGUUUCUCUCCUUCUCUCUCCCCACUCCCCUUUGCGGUUAAGUUGCAUUUACAUGCCAUUUCACAACUAGUAAUAUUGAUUAACAAGAAAGAACGCCCUUCCCUCCCCUCCCCUUUCCCAUUGUUUGCUGCCAGCACAGUCUGCUCUCUCAUCAUGUCCACCAAAUCCAAAUCCACCUUGCUGGAAACUCCAAAGAGCAAGCCGUCAGUUGUAACAGCACGGCCUAGUAGAGUGAGUAGAGUAGGAGCAGCAGCCAAAUCUGAUACUUCUGGUACACCAACUCACUUGCAAGCACCUCGCUCUUCUUCUGCUGAUAAGUCUCCAGGAUCGGUUACUUCUAGGCCUACUAUCGACCGACGGUCACCUAAGCUCUCUGUCACCCCUCCUGAUAAAAAGGCAACUCGCAUUCUGAAGCCAUCAUCAGAGCUGCAGGCAGAACUUAAUGUUGCUCAGGAAGAUCUUAAGAAGACCAAGGAGAGCUUAGCUUCAAUUGAGAAGGAGAAAGUCAAAGCUCUUGAUGACUUGAAGGAAGCACAGAGAAAGGAAGAGGAAGCAUGCGAGAAGCUCAAGGAGGCUUUGAUGGCUCAAAAGCUUGCAGAAGAGAGUUCCGAAAUAGAAAAGUUCCGUGCCAUCGAGAUACAACAGGCAGGCAUAGAGGCAGCUAGGAAAAAGGAAGAGGAAUGGAAGAAAGAGGUCGAAGUAUUGAAGAGUCAACAUGCUAAUGACCUUUCUGCCCUCCUCUCCGCCACAAAAGAGCUUCAGCGUGUCAAGGAAGAACUUACCAUGACCUGCGAUGCCAAAAACCAGGCUCUCAACCAUGCUGAUGAAGCCACUAAGAUUGCCGAGGCACAUGUGAAAAAAGCUGAAUCGCUUUCUGCCGAAGUGGUCCGGUUGAAAUCCAUACUCGAGUCGAGUCUGUCAGCAGAGGCUGAUGAGAAGAAUGAGCUGGUCGCUGAGUUGGACCUUGAGAUCGAGACACUGAAAACAGAACUUGAGAAAUCAAAACGUGUCGAGGAGAGGUUGAUGGAAAGAGAGGCUCUCCUUGAGAAACUUAACACGGAGCUCCAGGCUGCGAAUAAAGCUGAAUCUUGCGCACAGAAUCUAGUGAAGGAAUGGAAGAAGAUGGUUGAGGAGUUGGAGGCGGAGGCUGCCGAAGCACAUAGGCUGGAGACUUCUGCUUCAGAAUCUCUGGAAACAAUCAUGAAACAACUAGAAGACAAGAAUGAUUCACUGCAUGAUGCAGAAUCUGAGAUUGAAUCUCUCAAAGAGAAGGCCGGGCUUCUGGAAAUUUCCAUCAGCAGGCAGAGAGGAGAGCUUGAGGAAUCGAGCCGUCUUCUUAAGAUAGCCAAGAAUGAGGCUGCUGACAUGGCAAAAAAGGUUGAAUCUCUCAUCUCUGAGAUUGAGACCAUCAAAGAUGAGAAAUUUCAGGCUCUGAACAAUGAAAAGCUCGCUGCUGACAGUGUACAGAAGCUUCUGGAAGAAAAAAGCAAACUUCUGGAUGAACUGGAAAACGCUAGGGAUGAAGAAGAAAAGAGCAAGAAAGCAAUGGAGAGUCUGGCAUCAGCCUUGCAUGAAGUUUCUUCAGAGGCAAGAGAAGCCAAAGAGAGGUUACUGUCUAGGGAAAUCGAGCAUGAAAAUUAUGAAUCACAGAUAGAGGACCUGAAUCUUGUCCUGAAAGCAACAAACGAGAAGUACGAGAACAUGCUUGAUCACGCAAAACAGGAAAUUGAUAUAUUGAUCUCGGCCAUUGAAAAAUCCAAGCUUGAUUACCAGAACUUGAAAGCUGAAUGUGAGGAAAGAGAGACCGACUUGAUUAACAGUCUGAAAACAACUAAUGAGAAGAGCUCUUCAUUGGAAAGAGAAAUAAACAGACUGGAAAAUCUUCUGAAAGAGACACAAGCAGAAGUUUCCUUCUCUAAGGAUGAAGAAACUCAUUUAAAGAACUCCCUCAGGGAAACCGAAUCUGAGGUCGAUUAUCUAAAGGAAGUUCUCGGCGAGGCAAAAGCUGAAAGCAUGAAGCUAAAGGAGGCCUUAAUGGACAAAGAGAAUGAGAUGCAAAGCAUUAUGCAUGGAAAUGAUGAAUUUCGAAGCAGGGAGGCAAAAUAUUUGAAAAUAAACGAGGAGCUGACCAAACAGCUUGAGGAAGCUUUGGCUAAAAAGGUAGCUGACGAAGAAAAUGAGGAGCUCACAGACAGCGAAAAAGAUUAUGAUGUGCUCCCAAAGGUGGUCGAGUUUUCUGAACAAAACGGCGGAAGGGAAGAAAAUCCUAAGAUAGAAGAGAUAUCACAUCAAUCUGAGCAUUUUGUCAUAAAAGAGGCUGAAAAUGGAGUAGGGGGUGCUGACGAAACAGAUAAAGAAAGCGCACAUGGAGAGAAGGAUGAUGCAGAUUCUGUUGAGGCAGAUUUUAAAAUGUGGGAAAGCUGCAAGAUUGAGGAUAAAGACUUUUCCCCAGAGAAGGGAGAGGAGACAGAGAGUAAAGAAGCAGAGGGAAGUGAGAAUGGCGACCACCAGAAUGGGCUGUCGUCAAUAGAAAACCAUGAUGAUGCGCUGCUAUUGAAGCAGCAGAGUCAGAAGAAGAAGAAAGUGUUUCUAGGCAAAUUUGGGAACAUGCUGCUUAAGAAGAAAAGCACUGGCAACCCCAAGCAAUAGGUUCCUCUUUAAUGUGUGCUUUGCAGUAAUUCUUUUUUGCUCCUUCAUUCAUUCGUUUUCAGGUAGGGCUUAAAUACAUAUAUGGAAACAUAAAAAACACGUACCGUCUAUUCUCCUGCCCUGUUUGGUUCGCCUUUUUCUGUGUGUGAUGGCAUGUCAGGGUUGGGAGAAUCCUUGUUUUUUUUUGUUUUUGUUGCAGGACUUGUUUUGCUGGUUCAGUAUCAUCUGAAUUAGCACUGUUGUAUAUUGUUAAUAUGUUUUUUAAUCUGUUUGGCAACAAACUUGCCUUUAUUAUGGUUAUAUAGCAUGUUGUUAUUUUAAUGACUAGUCUUUCUGGAUGGGCAUGCUCAUUUUGGCAUUUUGUUUUUUAAAAA